AUGCCGUCUCUGAAGAUGCACUGCAAAGACUGUGCCCUGGUGACAAGCUCGGGACACCUUCUAGGGAGCCGCCAGGGAGAGCGCAUCGACCAGACGGAAUGCGUGAUCCGCAUGAACGACGCGCCCACCCGCGGCUACGGCCCCGAUGUGGGCAACAGGACCAGCCUGCGCGUCAUCGCCCAUUCCAGCAUCCAGAGGAUUCUGCACAAGCGCCAGGAGCUCCUGAACAUGAGCCAGGGCACGGUGUUCAUCUUCUGGGGGCCCAGCAGCUACAUGCGCAGGGAUGGCAAAGGGCUGGUCUACAACAACCUCCAGCUCAUGAACCAGGUCCUCCCUCGCCUCAAAGUCUUCAUGGUCACGAGGCACAAGAUGCUCCACUUCGAUGACCUCUUCAAACAGGAAACUGGCAAAGACAGGAGGAUCUCCAACACUUGGCUCAGCACCGGCUGGUUCACCAUGACGAUCGCGUUAGAGCUCUGCGACCGAAUAAAUGUCUACGGCAUGGUGCCCCCCGACUUCUGCAGGGACCCCAAUCACCCGUCGGUACCUUAUCACUAUUACGAACCUUCGGGGCCUGACGAAUGCACGAUGUACAUCUCCCACGAGCGGGGCCGGAAGGGGAGCCAUCACCGGUUCAUCACGGAGAAGCGGGUCUUUGAGAGCUGGGCCCGGGCAUUCAACAUCCACUUCUUUCAACCGGACUGGAAGCCAGAAUCACUUGCUACCAACCGCCCAGAGACCAAACCCGGGUUCUGA
Molecule: messenger RNA, 756 nt
Organism: Gracilinanus agilis (Agile Gracile Mouse Opossum)
Lineage: Eukaryota; Metazoa; Chordata; Mammalia; Didelphimorphia; Didelphidae
Gene: ST6GALNAC5
Product: ST6 N-acetylgalactosaminide alpha-2,6-sialyltransferase 5
Exons: 4
Coding region: 1-756 (251 amino acids)
Biological process (GO): oligosaccharide metabolic process; ganglioside biosynthetic process
Molecular function (GO): alpha-N-acetylgalactosaminide alpha-2,6-sialyltransferase activity
Source: RefSeq, a predicted model, not a curated record